Musa acuminata AAA Group (dessert banana) is the source of this 1831-nucleotide messenger RNA. RefSeq lists its product as uncharacterized. The transcript has 4 exons. The record is from RefSeq and is a predicted model, not a curated record. The coding region runs from base 8 to 1489 and encodes 493 amino acids. Gene Ontology annotation, cellular component: PML body; cytoplasm. NCBI's taxonomy places the organism in Eukaryota, Viridiplantae, Streptophyta, Magnoliopsida, Zingiberales, Musaceae. Gene Ontology annotation, molecular function: single-stranded DNA binding; 5'-tyrosyl-DNA phosphodiesterase activity. Gene Ontology annotation, biological process: double-strand break repair.
UCCCGAAAUGACCCUCUCAUCCGUCGGCCUUCCUCUUCCUCUCCUCGGAGUUCCUUUCCGGCUUCCUCCGAGAAGCGUCUUUGCAUUCCAAAAACCUAAAUUUUCCCCUAAUCAUCAUCUUCUUCUUCUUCGUCAAGUAGAAAAUAAAAUGGCCUCCUCCUCCUCUUUCUCCUCUUCUUGUUCUUGGACCUGCAACAGGUGCACCUUCGUUAACCCUCCCUCCCAGAAAUCUUCCUGCCAAAUCUGCCUCUCCCCCAUCCCCAUCCCUUCUUCUUUGCCUUCUUCUUCGUCGUCUUCUGUUACUAGUGAAGUCUUCCGAUGGUCGUGCCGUGCCUGUACCUUCUCCAACCCGGCCGCCGCUGCCGCUUGCGAGGUCUGCGGCACAACAGCCGCCUUGCCCUCGCCUUCCUCCGCCUCCCGCUUGGCCUCCCUGCUGUCGGACUUGGAACCCGAGCCCCACGAGCUCGCCCACCCCGACAUUGGCCGCGUCUUUCUCCCCCUCCUGCGUUGCGGCGCCAAGCGCCCUCCCCCCAGCAACAGCCCCGAAACAAAGCUGCGUCGCGCCGCCACGUCCCACAAGCUUCCCAGGGCCCACGAGGAGCAGCAGAAGCAGCAAGUGGCCGUGAAUGCCCCUUCACCUGCCUUGGGAAAUGUAGGCGAGAAUCCAAAGAGGUGCAUCAUAAAAAUUUUGAGCUAUAAUGUCUGGUUCCGUGAGGACCUGGAACUAUGUAGGCGAAUGCAAGCUCUUGGUGAUCUUAUUGAGCAAAACUCACCAGAUUUCAUAUGUCUGCAGGAGGUCACACCAAGUAUUUAUGAGAUCUUCCGAGAAUCAAACUGGUUGAAACAUUACAAAUGUUCAGUGCCACAGCACCUGGCUGCUGAGAGACCAUAUUUCUGCAUGCAGAUGAGUAAGCUGCCCAUGAAGGGAUUUAGCUGCAUUCCAUUCACCAAUUCAGUGAUGGGAAGAGAGCUAUGCUUAGCUGAUAUUGAUGUUGGAGGGAGCAAAAAGCUCAUCGUUGCCACUAGUCACCUUGAAAGCCCCUGUCCUGCACCUCCACGUUGGGACCAAAUGUACAGUAAAGAACGUGUAGCUCAAGCAAAGGAGGCCAUCAACCUUCUCAAAGAUUCACCAAAUGCAAUAUUUGCGGGCGACAUGAACUGGGAUGACAAGUUGGAUGGUGCAUUUCCUCUACCUGAUGGGUGGAUUGAUGCUUGGCCGGAGCUAAGACCUGGGGAAAAUGGUUGGACUUAUGAUACCAAGGCCAACCAGAUGUUGUCAGGCAACCGGACUUUGCAGAAGAGGCUGGAUAGAUUCAUGUGUAACUUGCAUGAUUUCAAGGUUGAUGGCAUCGAAAUGAUAGGGGUGGAGGCUAUACCAGGUCUAUCCUACUGCAAGGAGAAGAAAGUGAGAAAGGUGUUCAAGAAGCUGGUCCUUCCGGUAUUGCCUAGUGAUCAUUAUGGGUUGCUCUUAACCAUCUCUAGCCUGUGAUCUUAUAGAAUGCAAACUCAGAACUAGAGGAACAAGCCUGCUCAUAAGAUGCAGCAUUUUGUAGGAUUCUCUCCCAUCUCCUCCUCUUUUUGGUGCUUUGAUAAAGUAACAUGGACGAAUGGUUAGUCAUCCAAUUUUGGAUAUGUGCAUUGCUCCAUAGCUUGAUGUAUACUGCAUCCUUCUACGGAGUCUGGUCACAUAAUCAAAUCUAUGCUCUCGCAAAGAGGAUUAGAAAAUGGAAAUCGGAUGCAUUUAGAGAUUUUUUGCCCAAAAGAUCAUGGUGUAAAUCUAGAUUGUUUGAUCAUGAAAUGUGGAAAACCAGGUUGAUGCUCUGUUCAUCAA